Melospiza melodia melodia is the source of this 1835-nucleotide messenger RNA. It is a transcript of the gene EEF1G, whose product is annotated as eukaryotic translation elongation factor 1 gamma. The record is from RefSeq and is a predicted model, not a curated record. Gene Ontology annotation, biological process: translational elongation. Bases 64 to 1386 code for a protein of 440 amino acids. The transcript has 10 exons. Gene Ontology annotation, molecular function: translation elongation factor activity. NCBI's taxonomy places the organism in Eukaryota, Metazoa, Chordata, Aves, Passeriformes, Passerellidae. Gene Ontology annotation, cellular component: nucleus; cytoplasm.
GUCGCCCUGACCCCCUUCCGCGCUUUGCGGCCGCGGCCCGGCCUUCUCUCCGCGCUCUCCAAGAUGGCGGUGUCCGGGACCCUGUACACGUACCCCGAGAACUGGCGAGCCUUCAAGGCCCUGAUUGCCGCUCAGUACUCGGGCGCUCGGCUCCGCGUGCUCUCCACCCCGCCGCACUUCAGCUUCGGCCACACCAACCGCAGCCCCCAGUUCCUCAAGAAGUUCCCUCUGGGAAAGGUCCCGGCCUUCGAAGGCGACGAUGGAUUCUGCGUCUUCGAGAGCAACGCUAUCGCCUACUAUGUGAGCACGGAGGAGCUGCGGGGCAGCACCCCUGAGGCCGCGGCCGCUGUCCUGCAGUGGGUGAACUUCGCCGACAGCGACGUCGUCCCCCCGGCCAGCACCUGGGUGUUCCCCACGCUGGGCAUCCUGCACUACAACAAACAGGCCACGGAGGUGGCGAAGGAGGAGGUCCGGAAGGUUCUGGGGGUCCUGGACGGGCACCUGAGAACCAGAACGUUCCUGGUGGGGGAGAGGGUGAGCCUGGCCGACAUCAGCCUGGUCUGCGCCCUGCUCUGGCUCUACAAACAGGUGCUGGACCCGGCGUUCCGGGGCCCCUUUGGGAACGUCACGCGCUGGUUCCUCACCUGCCUGAACCAGCCCCAGUUCAAGGCCGUGCUGGGCGAGGUGCAGCUGUGCCAGAGGAUGGCCCAGUUCGACGCCAAGAAGUUUGCGGAGAGCCAGGCCCGCAAGGACAAGGACAAGGAGGCCCCCAAGAAGGGGGAGAAGGGGGAGAAGGAGCCCCCCAAGAAGGAGAAGCCCCCCCGGAAGGAGGAGAAGCGGCCGCAGCCCGAGGAGGAGCUGGACGAGUGCGAGCAGGUCCUGGCAGCCGAGCCCAAGGCCAAGGACCCCUUUGCACACCUGCCCAAGAGUCCGUUUGUCCUGGACGAGUUCAAGCGCAAGUACUCCAACGAGGACACGCUGAGCGUGGCCCUGCCCCAUUUCUGGGAGCACUUUGACCGCGAGGGUUGGUCCCUGUGGUACUGCCAGUACCGGUACCCCGAGGAGCUGAGCCAGACCUUCAUGAGCUGCAACCUCAUCACAGGGAUGUUCCAGCGCCUGGACAAGCUGAGGAAGAACGCCUUCGCCUCCGUGGUGCUCUUUGGGAAGGACCACGACAGCAGCAUCUCGGGGGUCUGGGUCAUGAGGGGGCAGGAGCUGGCCUUCACGCUGUGCCCGGACUGGCAGGUGGAUUACGAGUCGUACACCUGGCGCAAGCUGGACCCCGACAGCGCCGAGUGCCGGACGCUGGUGACCGAAUAUUUCAUGUGGGAGGGCGAGUUCAGGCACGUGGGGAAGCCCUUCAACCAGGGCAAGAUCUUCAAAUGAAAUGGGGCAAAUUCCUCGGGUUUUGGGCAAAAAAUCCGGGGUUCCAGAGCCCUUCAACCAGGGCAAAAUCUGCAAAUAAAAUCCCGUGAUUUUGGGCAAAAAUCCCGGCUUUUGCGGUCAAAAAUUCGAUUUUUUUUUUGUGAGAAAUUGAAGAGUUUCAGCAGGUCAAAAUAUUUAAAUAAAAUUUGGGCUGAAAUCCUGGGAUUUUGGAUGAAAAUCCCGGGUUUCAGGGCCUUUCAAGCAGGGCAAGGUCUUUAAAUAAAUUGGGUCAAAAUCCUGGGAUUUUGGGCAAAAGUCCUUGCGUUUCAGAGCCCUUCAACCAGGGCAAGAUAUUCAAAUGAAAUCCCAGAAUUCUGGGCUGAAACCCCAGGAUUUUGGGCUGAAAUCUCAGGAUUUCGGGGCCCUCUGGGAGUUUUGUUUCUCCAUCCAAUAAAAAGUUUGGGACAGGA